AUGAGGAUGAUCCUGGUAGCUUUGCUGGUGCCUCUACUGGUUCUGUCCAGCGCUGGACAUACCUCAGGUACAAUUGUCACCAGCUGCGAGGCGUGUCAUGAACAAGCCGUCUGCCGCACCUCGCCCAUUGCAGGUGACAUCACAUGCACCUGUAAGAAGGGCUUCUCCGGCGAUGGCCUCAUCUGCUUACCUGGCCACAUCGCCGCCGACGACCACCACCACGCCCCUCGCCGUGACCGCCGCUCCAACACAAACCUUGCCCAUGUCCGGUUCAGCUGCGGCUUCAACGAGUGCGCUGAUGGGGAGGACUGCAUCACGGUUGACGGCAUCCAGCAGUGCGCCAACCCUUGCAAGAGCUACACGGUCCUGAACGACCCGUGGCGUUCCACCAGCAACAACGUGGGCAACAAGCAUUGCGACCGCAACGUCCAUUGGGACGGCUAUUACCGCAUGUACAUCGGUAACCAGAGCGUGUCCAUGCCGGACAAGUGCGUGGAUUCGUUCAAGUGCGGCACCCAGGCUCCCUUGUGGCUGGCGUUUCCUCCCCCCCAGCAGGUGGAUGAAAUUGUCCAGAGUGCAGUCUGCGCCAGCUUCAAUGAGGACUGCUGCUGGGUGCAGUCUCAGCCCAUCCACGUCAAGGCAUGCCCUGGGAACUACUUUGUGUACAAGUUGGUCAUGCCUCCCGGGUGCUACUUCGCCUAUUGUGCAUAUGUGUCAGCUCCCACCACAACACCAAAACCAGUCACAACUACAGAAAUACCAGUAGAGAACAAUCGCACCACAACAACAACACAGUCACAGGUUGCCACGACUACGCCAAAAGCAAUGUGUGGUACCUGCAGAGAGGGGGAGACCUGCGUGAGCAAUGAUGGGGUCACUUGGCGGUGUGAAAGGCCAGAUCAGCCUGUUUUGCUGCACCCAGCGGUAGUGUGUGGGCGGAGUCUGGUACAGGUGGGUCUCAACAGGACUAACCUGGAGGCCGCUGGUCUGGAUGCCACCACCGCUAACCUGGCCGACCCCCGGUGUAACGCUCACGAAGAGCGUGGCGGCAUGGUAUGGUACCAGGUGGAGCGCACGGAGGGCACCUGCGGAAACACUCUGGAGACAAACGGAACUGACGCCAUCUUUUCCAACAGUUUAUUCAUCUACCACAUUCACAACGUGUCCUUCAGCCGACCCGUGAGCGUGCCUUUCUCCUGUGCCUACCCUCUGGAAUCAGAGACCAGCCUGGAUGUGGCCAUCAAACCCUACCUGUCGCUGAAGGAUGUCCAAGUCGGUAAGGGCUCCAAAGUGGGCUCCAACAUGACUCUGUACCACAGCGAAAACUUCACAAAGGCUUACCCAGCGGGCGGAGUCACCUUGCCGGUGGGUUCCGUGCUGCACGUGGGUGUGUCCGUAGAGGAGUCUGAGACGGAGCGUUUCGUGGUCGUUCUGGAGGACUGCUAUGCCACACAAUCCCCCGACCCUAAAGACAUCAUGCGAUACUACAUCAUUCAGAACAAAUGUGCGACUGAAUUCCGUCAGGUGAGGGUGGAGGAGAGCGGCUCGUCUCUCAGGGCUCGCUUCUCUGCUCUGCUGUUCUUGUACCAGGGGGACUACCGGGAUGUCUUCCUGCACUGCAGACUCAGCCUUUGUGACCAGAGGAGCUCCUCCUGCACUCCAGUGUGCGCCAAAAGGAAAUACCGCUCUGUCACCCCCUCUGUCCCCCUCGAACCCCUCUCCAUCGGACCAAUCACCUUGGCCAAGGCACACUUACUGGUGAAGAGCCAGGUGAACCACCCUGAGAUCCAGCCUGAAGAGAAGGUCGGGCCUCAGGGGCAGGAAAUGCUGUCCUACCAGGUAGGGCUGGAACUGGUGAAGAGCCAGGUGAACCACCCUGAGAUCCAGGUAGGGCUGGAACUGGUGAAGAGCCAGGUGAACCACCCUGAGAUCCAGGUAGGGCUGGAACUGGUGAAGAGCCAGCUGAACCACCCUGAGAUCCAGGUAGGGCUGGAACUGGUGAAGAGCCAGCUGAACCACCCUGAGAUCCAGGUAGGGCUGGAACUGGUGAAGAGCCAGGUGAACCACCCUGAGAUCCAGGUAGGGCUGGAACUGGUGAAGAGCCAGGUGAACCACCCUGAGAUCCAGGUAGGGCUGGAACUGGUGAAGAGCCAGGUGAACCACCCUGAGAUCCAGGUAGGGCUGGAACUGGUGAAGAGCCAGGUGAACCACCCUGAGAUCCAGGUAGGGCUGGAACUGGUGAAGAGCCAGGUGAACCACCCUGAGAUCCAGGUAGGGCUGGAACUGGUGAAGAGCCAGGUGAACCACCCUGAGAUCCAGGUAGGGCUGGAACUGGUGAAGAGCCAGGUGAACCACCCUGAGAUCCAGCAAAUUGCCAGCCGAGAUGCUGCGGUAACAGUGUCCAACAUGCAAUGUGAGAAUCCGGUCGGAUGGUCACUGGCCCCAGAACUCUCUUCAGCUUCAGGCAGUAACAGGACAAUGUGA
Messenger RNA from Salvelinus fontinalis (brook trout), 2484 nucleotides. RefSeq names its product pancreatic secretory granule membrane major glycoprotein GP2-like. Gene Ontology annotation, cellular component: cell surface; apical plasma membrane. NCBI's taxonomy places the organism in Eukaryota, Metazoa, Chordata, Actinopteri, Salmoniformes, Salmonidae. Gene Ontology annotation, biological process: neutrophil migration. The coding region runs from base 1 to 2484 and encodes 827 amino acids. The record is from RefSeq and is a predicted model, not a curated record. The transcript has 10 exons.